Capronia coronata CBS 617.96 is the source of this 999-nucleotide messenger RNA. RefSeq lists its product as uncharacterized. NCBI's taxonomy places the organism in Eukaryota, Fungi, Ascomycota, Eurotiomycetes, Chaetothyriales, Herpotrichiellaceae. Gene Ontology annotation, molecular function: cellulase activity. The coding region runs from base 1 to 999 and encodes 332 amino acids. The transcript is spliced from 4 exons. Gene Ontology annotation, biological process: polysaccharide catabolic process. The record is from RefSeq and is a predicted model, not a curated record.
AUGAAGUGGACGGAAAGCGCGUGGCCGGCAUUGGCGGUCUUGUUCUUGACCCUUCAAGUAGGCGCACAGUCUGUUACAAAAUGCGGCAACACCGGUGACACGAGCUACUACAACUCAACGACGCUGCCUUAUGUCUUCUACAAUAACCCCUGGGGAAACGAUGGGUCAGGGUUCUCAUGCAUCACGGUCAAGAACAACGGCACAGCCUUCGACGCGACAUGGCGCUGGAUAAACAAUUCAGACAGCGUGCACGCCUAUCCACACUUCAAACUCGACUCACCGCUCUACCCUCUAUCAGUGCGAGAACUGGCAGCGGUCGACUUCGAAGGAACCUGGGGAUUGAACGUGACUUCUGCAGCCAAUGACACCGACCAGCAGCGUCUGCAGGCCCUGGAUGACAACUAUGUCCAAUAUAACGUGGCACUGGACAUGUUUCUCGAUGCCAACGCCAGCCAGGCCUCGGCAGACCUACCGGGCUACGAGAUCAUGGUGUGGCUGUCGUAUUCUUACGACGUAUAUCCUGUCGGCAUCGACAAGUCGAGCCCAGACAAGGACCAAUAUAUCAUUGGAGACACGAGAUUUUUCCUCUUCUCCGGCACCAACUCCCAAAACCAAACCGUCUUCUCCUGGCUCCCGGAACACAACCUAACCGCCUCCAACGCCGACUACUCCCCGCUGAUCCACUACCUGUGGCAAUUCAACUUCAUGCCCGCCGACAUCUAUCUCGGCACCGUCCAAUUCGGCACCGAAACCUACCACGCGACCAGCGAGGUCCUGUUCCGAGCAACGAACUACACGCUCAGCCUGGACAGAAAUCGGACACAGGAUCUGUCCCAAUCGCCCCUGCAGCGAGUGGACACAGUGAGUGUGCCGACCCAGGUGCCGACGAUGGAUCGGUUCAAGAGCCUUAGUGCGCCGAGAUUGUGUGGCGGGAAUUCGAUUUCUUGGUUGGCUGGUGUAUGGAGCGUGGCCUUUAUUUGGUUGACUGUUGUUUGGUAA